This is a messenger RNA of Striga asiatica, 375 nucleotides long. The record is from the annotation of a GenBank genome assembly. Lineage: Eukaryota; Viridiplantae; Streptophyta; Magnoliopsida; Lamiales; Orobanchaceae.
AUGACAUCAACUGGUGGGAGCUCUUUCGCGUCCGGUAGAACGGCUGUGUCUAGUGGAGAUGCGGCGGUGCGUUCACGAACCUUGGCGGCAGGAGGCGGUGUUUCGGGCGGCUAUGGCGGGCUGUGGAGUGGGCUACGGUUGUUGGCGGCGGCUCCAUCUGGCAGUGGCUUGCAUUGGUCCGGCAGUGUUCGCUUUUGCUGUGUGUGGUCCCCCUCUCCCUUUGCUUCUGCAGCUCCUUGGGUUGAUGUGGCGAGGGCCUUUUGUGGGUGCUCUUCUCAGCUCUGGUCAGUUAGUUGCUCUCGCCGGAUUAUUUGGGGGUCGGCGUCGAUGCGUCUCUUCCUGGUGGUCCAGAAGGUGUGUCCUUUGGGAGGGUGA